This is a messenger RNA of Xiphophorus hellerii (green swordtail), 3667 nucleotides long. RefSeq names its product cysteine/serine-rich nuclear protein 3-like. The record is from RefSeq and is a predicted model, not a curated record. Gene Ontology annotation, molecular function: DNA-binding transcription factor activity, RNA polymerase II-specific; sequence-specific DNA binding. Gene Ontology annotation, cellular component: nucleus. Lineage: Eukaryota; Metazoa; Chordata; Actinopteri; Cyprinodontiformes; Poeciliidae. The transcript is spliced from 5 exons. Gene Ontology annotation, biological process: regulation of transcription by RNA polymerase II. The coding region runs from base 429 to 2135 and encodes 568 amino acids.
AAGCCCAUCGCGUUUGCAUUCUAAAAACUAUUUCUCUUAUUUCCCCUCCCUGCUUCACUGAGCCUCCACAGACUCUCGCAUGUACUCCUUCAUUGUAUGAUCUCGGCGAGCUUGCUUCACCUCUGUCAGGCUCGAGCGCUUCCAGCCGGCAGCGGCACCGAGCUAACAAGUCUUUGUGAGGAGCGAGGGAGAGGAAGAGGGGAAGGAGGGGUUGCGAAGCAGGAGAGAAUCAGACGGCGAGGGAGCUGACAGCGUGAGCACAGAAUGAGGGUGCAGCGGGAGCAGGCAUAAGACAGCGACGGAGGCGGCACAAUAGUGCGAGGCACUGCUGGAAAGAGAGAAAUAAGGAAGAGCAGGCAUCAUGGCAGCGCUCACUCCAUCGUCACGGCACAUGGGGAAUUCUGGCCGCCGCUGCUGAACAUUGUGUGAUGCAGAGGAGAGAGUCGGGAGGACCGCCGGGAAACCAGAAGCAAGAGAUGGAAACAGGUGUGACCAGCGGGACCUGCUCCAGGAUGAGCGGGAUCCUGAAGAGAAAGCUUGAAGAGGAACCCUCCUCCUAUUUGUCUCUGCAGGGCUCAGAAGAUGACGAGGUUUCCUGCAGCGACAGCGGCAACAGCAGCGAUAGUCUUAAUAAUUCGGUCCCCUCCGGGAUUCUAGAUCCCUCUGUCCAGCGGCAGUCAAAGCGACUGCGGGGACGUAAUGUGCACUUUGAGAGCGUCACUGUGUACUAUUUCAGCCGGCGCCAGGGCUUCACCAGCGUGCCGACGCAGGGUGGCAGCACCCUGGGGAUGUCGCCACAUCACAGCGGGGUGAAGCGCUUCACCCUCAGGGAGUUUGCCAUGGAGCAGAAACGGAGCCAUCAGAACAUGCUGAGGGAUCAUCUCAAAGAGGAGAAACUCAACGCCAUCAAACUCAAACUAACCAAGAACGGCACGGUGUCCUCCAUGGAGGCCGACACUCUGACGCUCGACGACAUCUCAGAAGAUGACCUGGAUGUGGACAAUACGGAGGUGGAUGACUACUUCUUCCUCCAGCCCCUCACCACCAGGAGGCGGCGCGCGCUCCUCCGUGCCUCUGGGGUCCGCCGCAUCGAUGUGGAGGAGAAGCACGAGCUGCGCGCCCUGAGGAUGUCUAGAGAGGAAUGUGGGUGUCGCUGCCGAGGGAUAUGUGACCCAGAGACCUGUGCUUGCAGCCUGGCCGGCAUUAAGUGCCAGGUAAAUGGAAAUGUGGUGGACCGCAUGUCCUUCCCCUGCGGCUGCACCAAGGACGGCUGCAGCAACGGCGCCGGGCGGCUGGAGUUCAACCCGGUCCGAGUGCGCACCCACUUCCUGCACACCAUCAUGAAGCUGGAGCUGGAGAAGAGCCGCGAGGAGCAGUACCAGCAAACGGAGCAGCAGCUUGUAACCAGUGGCAACGGUUACCACGGCAACACCACCUUGAUCCAGCAGCAGCAGCAGCAGCACAACCCUCAGUCUCUAAAGAUGAACAAUCCCAUCAUGCAUCUCCAGAGCACGGGUGACUCCGAUUCGCAUCUAGACGAGGACGAGGAGGAAGAGGAGGACGAAGACGACGACGAAGAGGAGGAGGAUGAGGCUUACGACGAGGACGGCAGCAGCGUUUGCAGCGGGCUGUCGGACUGCAGCACGCACAGUCUAGAAACUCUCGACCCGGAGGACGCAGAGGAAGACGACGAGGACGAAGAGGAGGAGGAGGACGAAGAGGAUGAGGAAGAGGAUGAAGAAGAGGAUGAGGAGGAAGACUGGGACUGCUCAUUGCACGGACUGAAUCCUCCCUCGUACUCCGUCCCCCUCCCCUCUGUUCUGAGUUACACCAACAGCCUCCUGGGCCUCAGCGGCCCGUUCCACAGCGCCUCCUCCCUGCAGCCCUAUCAGCUGGACGUCUCGGCGAGUGACACGCCCGCCUUCCUCGGCGAGACCCUAAACGCUGCCGCGCCCAUGCUCCCCUCGGUCGAAUCCGCGCUGGAGUCCGAAAUGGGCGCCGAGCCCCAGAACCGUUUCUCCGAGCUCGGCCCUGGCCUCCGCACAAACCCAGACCGUGCUGACUCACAGGCGGAGCAAGAGCCGCCGCCGAUGUGUGGAGAAGUCAGCCGCACAGCAGCCUCAGAGAACGCCUGAUGAGGAAGGACUGACAUGGACUGUUGGCGUUCUUUAGAGAGGAAGUGAAAAUAUGUUCCACCCACUCCCUUACAGAUUUUGUUAAAUUUUUACUCUUUUUUUUUUGUCGCACGUACAUGCUUCAAGAUCAAAGUAAUUAGUAUCAAACCUGAGUCAAUACAAAAUGCAGUUCUCAAUGAUGACGUCAUAGAAAGAAACCGUCCAAUGAGUCACUAAUCACUCUUGCCGAAAUUACUCCAAAACACAUCAGCACAGUCUGCCUUUCCAUUAAAAAGGUGCGCAAAUCUUUGUCUCCAUUUUGCUAAUGUCGAAAAGACACAACUUCACAAUUGUGGUGUUUUCAUUAAAUAACAAAUUAAAUGAAAACCACGUGUAAACAAGCUCGUUUACACAAUAAGUCGUGGCAGCGACAACUCCAUGAGGUAAAUGCAUAAUUCAGCAAUGGCGCUAGCUGUACUGUCUGAAAAAAACUAAUCCAAACAUCCUCCUCCUACCACUUCCUGUUGUUUUCUUCAUCGUUUCUGCCAGUAGUAACAUCUGGUUGGUGAUCAUGUGACUCGUGUGAUGAGAAAAAAGUGUUUCUGUUGCAGUUUUGCGAAAUACAUUUAUUAUAUUUUGGAUCUUUAAAGACAUACAAGUUUUGUAAAAACAAACUAAAAAAAAAAAUUCUAACUAUAUUUUGCAUUUUAGAUUUAAUGAAUUUUGACAUGCCAGUAGUUAAAUUUUACCUGGUUUGUCAAAGAUUUGGACAUCAUUGAUCUGAGACAUGCAAGUCUGACAAAAUUUUAAAAAACGAACCCGAUAAAAACAAUAAAAAGGCAAAGCCUUUUUCACAGCUCAGUACCUAUAGAAGUUUGCAGUAUUGUUGAUAAGUGCACUUUGAGGGACCGUCACUCAUUUCAACCCAGAAUGCACCGGGAGUUGAGUCAAUCUAGGUUGUCUUCAAACCCAUUUAAGAUUGUGUAAUAUGACAAACAUGGAUAAUAAAACAAUAGCACAGUGGUUAGGUUUGCUACUUUGUAUUUGAACUCUAUGUUUUACCGUUUGGGCUCCGUUUUCGACGUGUUUGCUGCAUGUUUUCCGGUUGUGUCAGCAUCUGUGACGAAUCAGAACCGGAUUUUGAGGUGCUUGCAUUGGUUUGGUAUUUUCUGUUGUGCUACUGUUGCUGCCAAUGUUUCUGCAGCGCUUCUCUGUAUCGCAUGUGUUCAGUUUACUGGAGAUGUUCCUCUGUGUGCGCAUUCUGUACGAUUAAACAUCUGUUGCAGGUGAAAAACACACCUCUAUUGUAAAGACACACACCAGUCAAUGAUCCUGUCGAGAAUUUUGCAGUGCUUUGCGAACGUAUUCACACAAGUUGAACUUUUUCAUAUUUUGUCUCAGAAAAUGAAGCUAGAGACUUCUCAUAAAGCCACAGUGAAAUACAUCAAAGUUGUGGUGUAAAGGUGACAAAAUAUGAAAAGGGUUCAUAUUAUAAAUACUUCUGGAAGGUACUAUAUCUUGAACCCAUCAUUAAAGUGUCCUCGUUUUCCAAC